Messenger RNA from Diceros bicornis minor, 1497 nucleotides. It is a transcript of the gene CLEC19A, whose product is annotated as C-type lectin domain containing 19A. The transcript has 5 exons. NCBI's taxonomy places the organism in Eukaryota, Metazoa, Chordata, Mammalia, Perissodactyla, Rhinocerotidae. Gene Ontology annotation, molecular function: signaling receptor activity. The record is from RefSeq and is a predicted model, not a curated record. Bases 3 to 563 code for a protein of 186 amino acids.
GCAUGCAGGGGUGGGGGCUGUGGGCCGCGGCCGCCCUGACCCUCCUCUCUGCACAGGCCUUUCCACAAACGGACAUCAGUAUCAGCCCAGCCGUGCCUGAGCUGUCCCAGGCUUCCCUGUGCCCACUCUUCUGGAUGGAGUUCCAAGGCCACUGCUAUAGAUUUGUUCCUCUCAAUAAGACUUGGGCCGAGGCUGACUUCUACUGUUCUGAGUUCUCCAUCGGCAGGAAGUCCGCCAAACUGGCCUCCAUCCACAGCUGGGAGGAGAAUGUCUUUGUGUAUGACCUCGUGAACAGCUGUGUUCCCGGGAUCCCAGAGGACAUCUGGAUAGGGCUUCAUGAUCGUAGACAGGAAGGGCAGUUUGAAUGGACCGACGGCUCCUCCCAUGACUACAGCUACUGGGAUGGGAGCCAGCCCGACAACGGCGUCCACGCGGACCCAGAAGAGGAGGACUGCGUGCAGAUAUGGUACCGGCCCACCAGCGCUCUGAGGUCAUGGAAUGACAACGCCUGCAGCCGAAAGUUCCCCUUUGUCUGCAAGAUCACCUCUCUGACCGUUGGCUGAUCCGGUCUCCCCCUCUGGGAGCCAGCCCAACUCCAGGAUCCUCUGGUAGCCGUACCUAAUGUAAAGUUGGCACAAUAAAUGUAAAACACACAGAGGACAUAAAUCUCCCAGACAGAGAUGUUAAACAAGCAAAUCUUAGUGAUAGAGUGGUCACCUGGUCACAAGAGACAGGACACCCAAGUCAAACUGGCCUAAUAAAUAAAAAGGGGUUAUGGGAUUAUUGGUCCAAGUAACAAAAGUCCAGGGGUUUUCCUAGAUUCGGAGCUGACUCUCAGUGGCCUGGCUUGGGGCACGUGCCCAUUCCUGAGCAAUCCCUUUGGCAUAUGCUGGUUGGAUUGACCCUGCUUGGAUUCACGUCGCUGGGGCAGAGGGCACUGUGAGUCAAUAUCAUCUGAACCACGUGGGCCCAAAGAGGAAGCUCAUUCCCAAAGGAAAACAAAACUACUGCUAAAUUCAUACAUUUCUGGUGGGAAUGUAAAGUGGUGAAGGCAUUCUGGAAAACGGUUUGGCGCUUCCUCAAAAGGUUAAAUAUAGAAUUACCCUAUGACCCAGCAAUUCCACUUCUGGGUAUAUACCCAAGAGAAUUGAAAACAGGUAUUAAAACAUGAUGGUCAUGGCAACAUUAUUCCUAAUAACCCAAAAAGUGGGAACAUCUCUCAGCCACCACCCAUAUGAUCUCAUCCUGUGUGUCAGGGUCCCAACCAGCGCCCUGACCAGUGCAUAACACCCUGCCCUGGUUGGAGCUGAACUGCCUUUGAAGUUCGAUGAGUCCCAGGCUUGGUCUGCCCUCCUGCCAAAAGAGGUGAGAACUUCCUUGUCUACAACCAAAGAGGCUCUUUAGCUUUUACUCCUGGAGCCAAGUACUUGUUACCUGUCCUCGGCUCUUUGUCACCUUUCUGUAGAGCAUCAAAGCCUUGUGGCAAUAGCCAUCCAA